AUGGAACUCACCGCUUUGGCUGACAUCAAACCAUUCAAGUCAGAAUGGCGUAUUCAAGUUAAGGUGCUCCAUACCUGGAAGCAUUACACAAAACUUUCAGGAGAAACAUUGGAAAUCAUUCUGUCUGAUGCACAUGGAACUAAAAUUCUUGCGUCCUGUAAGAAAACAUACUUUGAGAAGUUUGCAAAAAAAGUACAUGUUGGAAUGUGGAGAAACAUUGAAAAUUUCUCCAUCAAUGGCCCCGGUGUUUCCUACAGGCCUACCAAUCAUCAAUACAAGAUCAAUUUCAUCUAUGGAACUGAUAUCACUCCGUCAACCCUGCAAAACGACAGCAUGUUUCUCAGUUUGGUUGAUUUCCAGACUAUUCAACAGGGAGUAGAAGAUGAAAACAUCUUAAUUGAUGUUAUUGGAGAAGUGACGGAUUUGGGAUCUCUUGACACAGUUCUGUGUUCUGGUAAAGAAAGAAAGAAAAUUGAGUUCAGUUUGACAGACCUUCAAGGCCGUAGGAUUGCUUGCUGUCUAUGGGGAAAAUUUGCUGAAAGCAUUCAUGCUAAUUGCAAAGCAGUUGGUGGAGAUACUGUUAUCUGUCUCUUACGUUUUGUGAAAGUCGGCACCUAUAGAGAUGAGGUUCAAAUUUCAAAUUCAUAUGAUGCUUCUCAAAUAUUUUUCAACCCGCCAAUAAUGGAGAGUGAGGCCUUUUUGAAAAGGGAUGUUGCAUCCAAUGCUUUGACAUUGGUUGAAUCCGAACAAGACAAACUUGAAAGGGAGAUUAGACGCGAUAAAUGGAUGCAAUACCCAAUCAGAGACAUUGCAGAGCUACUAUCUUCAACUCAGAUUGAGCAAUGCAGAGUCAUUGCCACAAUUUAUGCAAUUGACAAGGAUUGGGGAUGGUACUAUUUUGGAUGCAAAGCUUGCAACAAAAAGGUCAACAAGAUUUCAACAAAAGUUCAAAUCGUCAAGGGGAAUGAGAUAACAACUCAUUUGUGGUGGUGUGAAAAGUGUGAUGAUAAAGUCACUAAAGUCUUGCCAAAGUUCAGGAUUCAUGUAUGGGUGAAAGAUGGUACUGGAGAAGCUUACCUAAUGUUACUUGACUGGAUUGCAGUCGGAGUUAUUCCUGAAACUGCUGCUGCCUUGCUCAACGGUUCAUUUGAGGAGCUACAAGAUAUUGAAUCUUUUCCUGAGGCCGUUACUGAUUUGGUUGGAAAGACUUUCAUGUUUGGUAUUUACAUUGAGAGUAACAAUGUUGCUAGCAAAGGUGGGAUGUAUAAAGUUGGUAAAGUAUGGAAAGAUCUAAGUAUGCUACUGACUGGUGGUAGCACCACCGAGUCAUGGACUCACUCUGAUGUGGGAACUUCUAAUUUAAGUGGUUCACAGACAAAGCUAAAGGAAAGCAGCCUCAAUGUUCUAAGAGGAUUCGAGCAAAUGCCUAGGAAUCUUUUACCAGCCUUCUCCAACUCAGACAGUGUCAAGCAACAUAAUGAGAACAUGUGGUCAACAUCUCAAGUGAACGAGUCAGAAAAAGAAGAUGACUUGGAAUCAUCUCUUGACCACAAUUUUACUGAUGAAGGUGAAGAUUAUAGUGAUCAGAGUUAUGAUGAUGUUAGUAGUGAAGAUAGUGAUUCACAUGAAGUAGGAUCUGAUAACACUGAAGAAAUAUCUGAUACAAGUCAUGUACCAGAUGAACAAAGGGCUAGGAUUUUGACUAUGGCCGAUAUAUUUAAAACCAUGUUUCAGGGAGGUCAAUCCUCAUCAACUACACCUCUGCCUAAACUAAACACUACACGUAAUUGA
This is a messenger RNA of Brassica oleracea var. oleracea, 1791 nucleotides long. Its product is annotated as replication protein A 70 kDa DNA-binding subunit B-like. NCBI's taxonomy places the organism in Eukaryota, Viridiplantae, Streptophyta, Magnoliopsida, Brassicales, Brassicaceae. The coding region runs from base 1 to 1791 and encodes 596 amino acids. Gene Ontology annotation, biological process: DNA replication; DNA repair; DNA recombination. The record is from RefSeq and is a predicted model, not a curated record. The transcript has 12 exons. Gene Ontology annotation, molecular function: DNA binding. Gene Ontology annotation, cellular component: nucleus.